Scophthalmus maximus (turbot) is the source of this 4554-nucleotide messenger RNA. RefSeq lists its product as uncharacterized. Lineage: Eukaryota; Metazoa; Chordata; Actinopteri; Pleuronectiformes; Scophthalmidae. The transcript is spliced from 12 exons. The record is from RefSeq and is a predicted model, not a curated record. The coding region runs from base 2355 to 3554 and encodes 399 amino acids.
UCGUGCUCACAUUGUUUUGGUUAUGUAAGAAAAUGUCCUAUUAUUGAGAAGUCACGGCACCGUCGAUCUAAAAUCAGACCCAAUGUGUAUCUUCAGUAUUCUGCCCCACACACGUGUUACCUUUCUUUCUUUUUUUGGAAAAGUUGCUUUUAAGAAAUGACACUGAAAAGUUCCUUAGUCUCAGAAGCCAAAGAAAGAAGAAGAUUCUUUAUUUUUUUUUAAAGACCUUCCUUCCAAGUAGAUUUUUUUUCAUAUAUAUAUAUAUAUAUAUAUUAUUUUUUCUUUUGUACAUAUUUUUUUCAGCCACUCAUUAAAGCACAUUUGAACACAUUCUUGUUUUGUUUGUUUUUUUUAAAUAAUAUUAUGUAGCAGUAAAUGUUUUUGUUUUGGGAUCUUUUUCUCUCUUCACCCCACGGGUUUCUAUACACAUCAGUUCACGACACAGUACAACUCAGCCUGUGGUGCCACGUGUUUUAUGAUACUGCAGGAAAAACAUUUGUUUUUGAAACACGUGGUCAUUUAGACCCAGGGAGGGUCUUUCCUCAGUCUGAUAUCAUAUCCCCCCCCCCGUGGUCAUGUCCCCUCCUUGGCUCUGGGUCACUGCUGCGUCACAGGAUCCGUUACUCGACACUAAUCCUGGUCAUUGCACACCCUCUCCCCCGGGACAUCUUAGGGCCUGACAGGCCUGAGGCGUCGCUAUUCGCCCGACAACUCAAUUGUUACCUAUGGAAACGCGACCGUCCCUCAACAGGUGAGCUCACGUCCUCGCGUACCUGCCCCCCGAAUCACAAUGCAGGCCGACCCCGACUCUGAGCCAUCACCUUGUUCACAUGAGACACAAAGUCCUACAGUCCCACAGAUUCAAGAAAAGAAUUUCGACAAACUUGACUCAUUUGAGUUUGGAUAUGCGCCGAAAUCCCUUUUAUUUCAUGUCAUAUAUCAGUUAUUUCACCACAUUCAGGACUGAAUGGAUUAUUGAGAUGUAUGUAUUGUCAUGGGGGUCAAGCUCAUACAGGAAGUGUAAUUAAAUCCCUCAUGGCUUCAAACCAUAAAGUGACAAACGUCUUGAUUUCCACCAGUCAACAUCCCAUGUUCAUGUACAGUAACACCACCAUAAGAACAUGAAACCACAGGGUUGGCGUGACUAUGACACUGGUAAAGAUGGAUGCAUAAAAGAGAUUUAAAGAAAUUCUAUAAUUCAAAAGAUGAUUUCAGAAGCGUUGAAAGUGUUGCCAGAUUGAAUCUCAGGUUCUUAUUGUCCUUCAGGUCUGUCUGACAGCUUCAAGUUGUCGGUCCCUGUCAUCAUUAUGGAUGAGUGAUCCCCUCCUGAGGAAGUGGUGCAGGACAAAAUCUAAAAUCCUUGUUCUUUGUCAAAAGACGUUGCAGACUUCCUGGUGUCGGAACUCGUCAAAUUGAGCGAAACUUACAAUAUUUUUCAGCGCAGAAAUCCCUCUGUAGUUCUUUUUUACAGGACAGUUUUAUCCAUAAUUAGCUGCCAACGUUUCCAGUUUUUAACAAAAUGAGGCCAAAAAAUGAUAUGUUUUGAUGUCUCUUGUGAAGGGAAGAGAGAAAUAUUGUUUUUUUAGGGCCGACAUUAAAGAAUUUGGAAUAUAUCUUGGAACAUUUAUCAAUGAUACCAAAUGUAAUUUACAUUGCUGUAAUACGGGUCAUGAUUUGACUAGUAAACUACUUUAAAAUGUUCAUUUUUAAUGUUACAGUCACCCGAAGCAUUUCAAAAUCAUGGUUUUCAGACGUGAACAGAAGGCGAAAUGUUAUAGGAAUUAAGAAUUAGAAUUUUCAUCCUUUAUUGCAUUGAAUCGCUUUCUAAAAUGUAUAAACAUCGACGUUUCAAGUCUUCUAUGAAUAAAACAAUUUGUCAUUCUUAUCCCCUGUCUUAUUCUACUUCAGCUUGUUUUUAUUUUCUAUUUCUAAUGAUUCUUUUCAUGUAAUGUAAUUGUGCGCGUUUCUUCCCAAUGCUUUACAUUUUUUACUUAAAACACCACAGCCAACGUCAUAAAUCAUAAGAUCACAAUGUGGCUACUCAAGCGACUCAAGGACACACGUGAACUUCCUGGAAAAGGAGUUUUGAGUUUGUGUGGCAGUUUAAUGCUUCUUUACAAUUUACCGAGGAACAUGAUUAUGGGCUCAAGUAACAGGAGACACACACACACACACACACACACACACCCAGGAUGCCUGGGGAACGGACCUAUGGGUGGGAUGUACAAUGUAAAGGUGAUGAUGAAGUGGAGAAGGACAUUCCCCCCGUGUCCAUCCCAUGUUAUUCACAUACAUGCGUCGCAGCUCCACAGAAACAGACACUUCUCCACCUGUGAUCAUCUUUAGCCAGGAUCAUGUCGGCCUCGCAGAGCUUUGCGACCUGGUGUCUUCUACUAUCAAACCUCUGCUUCUUGGCCACUGCACUGGACACCUGCAGGACGGCCUGGUUCGACGAAGGGGACGCGUCCGGAGACGGGGACUCGGAGCUGCUGACCGACCUGAGGAGGACGCACUGGCCACGGAUCUGCUCCAGUCCAGUGGACAUGGAGGCUGAGACCGUGUCGGGCGUCAAGUCGCAGCACACGGGCAACAUCUUCCACACUUACAGUGCGACAGGCGGCCUUUUAUGCCUCAACUCCGAACAGACAUGGAGACCGUGUGAGGAUUACAAGGUCAUGUUCACCUGCACUGGACAGUUCUGCUCAGGGUGCAGGACGCGCUGGUUCGAUCACGAUGACCCCACAGGAAACGGAGACUAUGAGGUCCUGAGUGACCUCCGCGAAAUGUACCCCAGAGAAAUGUGCCCCCGGCCGAUCGCCAUCGAGGUCCAGACCGUGUCCGGGGAACCUGCCUCCAACACGUCGGACGCCUUGUUGAGCUACGAUGCCGCCUACGGCUUCGCCUGUGUGAAUGCGGAACAGCGGGGCAGGAGUUGCGAAGACUACCGGGUCAGGUUCACAUGUCCCGAGGAGUUCUGUCAAGUGUCCGAGCAGUGUCGGACGCGGUGGGUGAACGGCGACAACUCGUCGGACGAGGGGGACGUGGAGUCCAUUCAUCAGCUGACGAGAACCUUCCCCGGUCAGGUCUGCGGAAACCCAAUCGGCAUCGAGGCCAAGACCACGGCGGGGAUAUCCGCCGAGCACACUGGAGACACCUUCCUCUCCUAUGACGUUACUUUUGGGUUCGCGUGCAUCAACGAAAAACAAAGGGGCAAACGCUGCGAGGAUUAUCAAGUCACGCUGACCUGUCCUUCAGACUUCUGUCAGGGUUGCAGGACGCGCUGGUUCGACGUGGACGACCCCACCGGGGAAGGGGACUACGAGACCCUCCUCCAGCUGCAGAUGCUCUACGCUCCCGGUCGGCUCUGCACCCAGCCCGUGGCCAUCGAGGCCGUGACACUGGCGGGCGUCCCUGCGCACAAGACGGACGACGUCCUUCAAGUAUACGACGCCACCAGUGGUUUCGCCUGUGUGAACGCCGAGCAGCCCGGAGGAAGACGCUGCCACGACUACAAGGUCCGCUUCACUUGCCCUUUGGAUUUCUGCAAAGAAUGAAAAAAUUGAUUUUAAAAUAUUGUGUGGGAGAUUUGCCAUCAGUGGAGGAUGUGUAGUCACAGAACAAGGGAGAAAAUGUAAAAUCACUAACCUAUAAUAUACCAGAUUUGUCUUUGACAAUUUGGUUCCAUUCCCAGUAACGUACAAUAGCAAAGACACAUGAAGCAGGAUUUAUUCUUAUGGACUAUUUUUUUUUUACAAUGUGAAUGAAUGCAUCUCGUCAUAAAGAAGAAAAUAUCAAAAUUGCAGAUUAUUUCCCCUUGUAGUUUUUUUUUAUUUUGCCUUCACAUGCCUGUGGACAAGAGGGCCACUUCCCUAGAGGCAUGGAUGUCUCUUGGUUCAUUAGUUAAAUGAUGCAUAUUUACAAUAAGGGCAUGGACAUUGCAUAGUGGACAGUGAGUAAAUAUCCAGAUCCCCAAACCACAGAGGAGAAUUGCUGUUGAAAAAUAACCAGGAAAUCAGCAGUUAACAAGUUAACACCUUGCAGUUGAUUACUGUAAACAGCAGACAGAGACGUCUGUUUGAAGACAAAACACAUUUUUAUGUUUUAAUAAAAAAUAAAAAAAUUCCCUUUAUUCUUCCUGUUUGUACCAAUCUGUGUAAAUGUUUGACAGAUGCCAUGGUGACAGGAGACACAUACAGUAAUAAUUUGAUUCAUCUUACAUCGACAAUGUUCUGUGAACUUAACACAGAGAGAUUUAAUGGUUUAUAUAUAUUUUUUUUACAGUUCUAUAUUAAGUGCAAAUCCACGGGUCCCGUGGAUUUACGUUCACUGAACGCAUGAAUAAACAGGGACUCUAUUUCACAAGACGGUGGAUCUUGCACCUUUAUUGACAAAGGACGAGUGGAAGCUUCACUUCACUUUAAUAACUCUGAUCAGUAACACUUCUCACUGGUGAAUUAUUGAUGAUCAAAUGCCGGCACGUUAGUCUUUUAUUUAUUUAUUACAUGGAGUAAUGUGUGACUGUAACUACAGGUGUAGACAGCAAGGUCAGACCAG